Molecule: messenger RNA, 510 nt
Organism: Candidozyma duobushaemuli
Lineage: Eukaryota; Fungi; Ascomycota; Pichiomycetes; Serinales; Metschnikowiaceae
Exons: 1
Coding region: 1-510 (169 amino acids)
Source: RefSeq, a predicted model, not a curated record
AUGGCCGUCUUUGCCAGCUUCAGAAACCUCGUUGUUGCCACCUUCGUUUUCUACGCCGUGUACCUUUUCUCGUACAAGUGCCCUCAGGUUGUGGACCACCCAAUUGAGCAGUCGGCCCGCUCCAUCUUCAGCCCUUUGGCCUCCACACAUAAGCACUUGUGUGGCCACUUGAACCACGGCCACCAGCUCGCUACUCCUUACUUGGAGAAGGCCCACGGCUUCUUGGACGAACACGUGCACUCCACUGCUUUCUUCAAGGAGAACAAGAUUGAGGACAAGAUCGAAUGCGCAAAGGGCAAGUUCAACACCCACGUCUACCCUUACGUUGUUAAGCUUUGGGAGGGCGUCGAGAUCGCCGAGGCCCAGUUGUUCGACGCUGGCUACAAAGCCUACGGCCACGUGGAGAACCACUUCCACAAGACCGUUGCGCCUAAAGCGGAGGAGUUCAAGGACGCCGUCGUGGAUCAGGCCGAGGCCGUCAAGGAAGAGGUCCACUCCAAGUUUGACUAA